Molecule: messenger RNA, 2212 nt
Organism: Myotis brandtii (Brandt's bat)
Lineage: Eukaryota; Metazoa; Chordata; Mammalia; Chiroptera; Vespertilionidae
Gene: L3MBTL4
Product: l(3)mbt-like 4 (Drosophila)
Exons: 18
Coding region: 121-1962 (613 amino acids)
Biological process (GO): regulation of DNA-templated transcription
Cellular component (GO): nucleus
Molecular function (GO): protein binding; zinc ion binding
Source: RefSeq, a predicted model, not a curated record
UCCAGAUUGCUGUGCUAUGCUUUGUAUGACCAAGACCUCUUACCAAGAAUACCUUUGCUUUGAUACUUGAGGACAAUCAGACCAUAAAGACACAAACUACUAAGGAGUGCUAAAGUGGCAAUGAAACAGCCCAAUAGGAAGAGGAAGCUUAGUAUGGAUUCCAAAGAGAAUGUGAAUCAGGAUGGAAGCUUGGAACAAGCUGAAGAAGGAAAGCCCAGGGAUGGGGCAGCUCCUCUGAGUCAUGUCCCUUCAGCGGCUGCACAGGACACGUGGUCUUGGGGGCAGUACUUGAAAGAACAGAAGGCUGUAGCAGCACCCGUUGAACUGUUUUCCCAGGACCAAUCCUUUCCAGAAUACGAAAAUGGUUUUCAGGUUGGAAUGAGAUUAGAAGGCAUUGACCCCCGACAUCCAUCUGUAUUUUGUGUACUUUCUGUAGCUGAGGUGUGUGGUUACCGUCUAAGGCUUCAUUUUGAUGGUUAUUUAAGCUGCUACGAUUUUUGGACCAAUGCUGGUUCCCCUGACAUUCAUCCAAUAGGGUGGUGUGGAAAGACCAAACACGAAUUGCAUAUCCCUAAGGGUUAUAGAAAAGAUAAAUUUGUUUGGAUGAAUUAUUUGAAGGCCUGCAAAUUCCAAAAUGCUCCUAAGAAAUUAUUCAGAAACAGAAGUUCUAAUGGGCCAGUGCCUAAAGAAUUUCAGGUGGGAAUGAAGCUGGAGGCUGUCGACAGGAAGAACCCUUCACUGGUGUGUGUGGCAACCAUAGCAGAUAUUGUUGAAGACCGUUUGCUAGUGCAUUUUGACAAUUGGGAUGAUAGUUACGACUACUGGUGUGAUGUAAAUAGUCCCUACGUCCAGCCUGUUGGUUGGUGUCAGGAGAAUGGAAGAACUCUGAUAGCACCCCAAGGUUAUCCUGAUCCAGAAAAUUUUUCCUGGACAGAAUAUCUGGAAGCUACUCAAACUAGUGCAGUUCCUGCCAAAGUAUUUAAAAUGCGGUCGCCUCAUGGUUUUCUGCCAAAUAUGAAACUUGAAGUUGUGGAUAAACGAAACCCCAGGUUAAUUCGAGUUGCUACGAUUAUAGCUGUUGAUGACCAAAGACUAAAGGUCCAUUUUGAUGGCUGGGACCACAAAUACGACUAUUGGAUGGAUGUAGACAGCCCUGACAUUCACCCAAUUGGAUGGUGUGACGUAACAGGGCAUCCACUAGAAGUGCCAUAUCGAGCAAACGAUGUGAAAAUCCUGCCAGGCCAAGCUGUCUGUCCUACUCCAGGCUGCCGAGGAAUAGGCCAUAUCCGGGGCCCACGGUAUUCAGGACAUCACAGUGCUUUUGGCUGCCCAUAUUCGGAGAUGAACUUGAAAAAGGAGACAACACUCCAUGAAUGUGUGAGAGAACAAACACAAGCAAAUUUGGAAUCAGACUCUUCACAUUUAAAAUUGAAAAAUCUCUGUAAUUUGAACUUCAACAGAAAACAUGAAAAGGUGAACAGUCAUCCCAGACAUGUACAGCAGGCAAAGUGUUUGAAAAUCAAAGAAAAAGAAGAUAAUGACUUGGAUAAUCUCUUCAGAGCUCACUCGGUGGAGCAUACGCAGCGGGCCCUGCACCAGUCCAUCUUCAUGACGUCCGUGUCCACCCACCCUUUCCGGGACCUCCCCCUGGGCAGGGAGCAACACCGCAAGCUGCUUCCAGGAGUGGCCAACAUCCGGGCCGGCGAGGUGGCCCGAUGGACCGUGGACCAGGUGACUGAGUUCGUGCAGUCUCUGCUGGGCGGUGAAGAGCAUGCAAAGUGCUUCAAGAAAGAGCAGAUCGACGGCAAAGCCUUCCUGCUCCUGACGCAGACGGACAUCGUCAAGGUGAUGAAGAUCAAACUGGGCCCGGCGCUGAAGAUUUACCAUUCUGUCCUCAUGUUCAGGAAUUCCCAGGACCUCACUGAAGAAGAUGCUGUCUCAGGCCCAGAAGUCAGGGGCUAAACGCACCACCCUGAGCUGCCGCCGCACUGUGACCUGGAUCUUUCAGCAAUAAGGUCGGCCCACACUGAUUUGAUUUUAAUGUCCCCACGGUCAUAUCCAUAUUUAAUCUGGACCUUUUCAAUGGCUGCGGCUUAUGCGUGUAGAGGGUUUUGAUGACUGGCCAGUGCGGUGACACAGAGGCCCAGGUCUGUGAAUGUCUUUACCUUCAGCAGGUCCUUUCAGCUCUGAUGUGUUGCCCCAAACAGACCAA